Anopheles maculipalpis is the source of this 4326-nucleotide messenger RNA. RefSeq lists its product as uncharacterized. Gene Ontology annotation, cellular component: clathrin vesicle coat; endosome; plasma membrane. NCBI's taxonomy places the organism in Eukaryota, Metazoa, Arthropoda, Insecta, Diptera, Culicidae. The transcript has 4 exons. Gene Ontology annotation, biological process: endocytosis. Bases 25 to 4326 code for a protein of 1433 amino acids. The record is from RefSeq and is a predicted model, not a curated record. Gene Ontology annotation, molecular function: phospholipid binding; clathrin binding.
AAGCCAUAGGAAAGCAACAUAGCCAUGGAUAAAUUUAUCAGCAUGUGGAAAGUGCGAGAACUCGCCGAUAAAGUUACAAAUGUGGUGAUGAACUAUACAGAAAUCGAAGGCAAGGUACGCGAAGCAACAAACGACGAACCGUGGGGUCCAACGGGUCCACUGAUGCAAGAACUCGCCCAUGCCACCUUCACGUACGAACACUUCCCAGAGGUAAUGUCCAUGCUGUGGAAGCGUAUGCUGCAAGACAACAAAACGAACUGGCGCCGAACGUACAAAAGUCUACUGCUGCUUAACUAUCUGGUACGCAACGGAUCGGAACGUGUCGUUACCUCGUCCCGGGAACACAUUUAUGAUUUGCGAUCGCUAGAAAACUAUACCUUCGUGGAUGAGUACGGCAAGGAUCAGGGUAUUAAUGUGCGGCACAAGGUGCGCGAGCUGAUCGAUUUCAUCCAGGACGACGAUCGGUUGCGAGAGGAACGCAAAAAGGCGAAAAAGAACAAGGACAAAUACAUUGGCAUGAGUUCGGAAGCGAUGGGAAUGCGGUACGGUGGUAGUAGUGGUGGUGGUGGUGGUGGAACGGAUUACGGUGGCUAUCGCGAUAGUUACGAUCGACGAAGUGAGGAUCGAUAUAACGAGGCGAGGGACCAUCACGAGUACGAUUACCAGUACGAAGGGGAAAGGGAAGAUUCCGAUGACGAUGGACCACAGCACGACCGCGCCAACCGAUACCAGGAUCGGGAACCGUCGAAAAGUCCCGCCACGCGUCAAUCGUCCAGUUUGUCUACCGGAUCGACGACUGGCUUCGGUGGUGGCGGUGGAACGGGUGGCAGUGAGCGAAAGAUAAAUCUAAACAUUAAACCUACCGGCGGUAGUGGUGGUGGUAGCACGUCGUCGUCGUCGACCGCCAGUACACUAAGAAGCGCACAGAAAACGACCAAGAAAAUUGAUCUCGGAGCAGCUAGCGGUUUUGCAAAGACUGCGGCAUCGGCAGCAACGGCCGCACCAUCGUCAGUGAAUGCCGAUCAGUUUGGCAUCAAUUCUCCAACGCAUCGUAAUACGCAUGCAGAAGAAAUUGUAGGUACUGGAGGCACAACUUCCUCGGGCAAGCAGCAGGAUGUGCUAGAUGAUCUAUUUAAAACGUGUCCCACGAAAACGACGUCCACGUCCGGCAUGCUCGAUGAGGAUGAUUUUAAUCCACGUGCUACGGAAGAUUUUGGUGAUUUUGAAUCGGCCUUCGGUGCAAAUACUGGCAAGUCAGCGACAGUGACGGCUACGAAAGGAGAUGAUUUUGCAGAUUUUGCAGCAUUCGGAACGGAACCUGUACAGCAGCAGCAGACGACGGUGGCAUCGAAAGCAGCGGAAGGGAAUGCUGAUUUGCUGUUUGGGCUGAAUGUUGGAGCUGCCGGUCCCAUGGGAACAUCGAACAAUGGUGUCGGUAGUGCUCAUAUGGAUAUUCUUUCGGAUCUGAGUGGCCUGUCGCUUGGCACCAACACCUCGAAUGCAUCCAGUGUUACCAACACCGCCAUCACCGUGUCACCAAGCACCCAACAUCGAUAUAACGAGCUGCUUGCGAGUAUACGUGCACUACCCACAACACAAAAUGGCCGAAUCAUUCACCGGGACACGGAGCGUGAAAUGGUGAACGGCCAGCUUGCCCUGCUGCUCGAAAGUCUUCCGGGACCGGUUCAACCAGCCGAUGUACUGUGUGGAUCGAUCGUAUGGGACCGCUUUGCGAUAGAGGCGUUUCCGAGCUUGUUUGAGGAAUUGAUCCCGCUGAUGGGCCAUCUGCAACUGUCCCAUAUGCGUCGUCUAGUGACAAUCGAUGCAAGCGCUCAUUUUCCGUACGAAGCAAUCAAUGCGUUAACUAAGCGAUCGGUCUUACUGGGUGCGACGUGUGAAAUAGCGUUGCAACUAUUGACUUACCUAAUUGAGGAUGAUUCCGUUUUACCUGCAGCCUUCGUGAAGCUAUCCGUAACACAAAACGAUGCCAGCAAUGCUGACUAUAACCAGCUUUUGCAGCUUCUGUCCGCUGUUCCUAACAAAGUCGCUAAUGUGCUAAAAGCUAAAACACCCGAUAAUCUUUUACCAUCGGUGUACAGUAAAACACUUUACCGUCAAUUCGUUCGAACUCUCGUAACCUUAAAUGACGCUGUUAUUUACUACGAGAAGGAAGAAAACAUGGCUCAAAAGCCUUCGCUCCAAGACGCGUGUUUAACUACUCUGUUCAACAAGCUCGUGAUCGAUUUCCAUCAAGAUCGAAGCUCACCAACGUUGCGAGCUGUACUGUAUCUUCUCGUGGACGGAAUCUCAAGGAUGCCCAGAAUGGCUGAUUUCAUAAGAAAAAUAUUUGCAAACUUAACACCGACAGCGAUUGAAAUUGUAACGUUCAUUGCCCUGAACGAGCGAAUCGAUCUUUCGCCAAUCUUUGAGCGAUCGAUACCUAACAGCAGCUGGUCGUAUGUGUUGUUACAAAAAGUUCCCCUAUAUAAUUACUAUCCCAACAAUGACACGGUCAUUCAUGAACUGAUCUACCUGGUAGCGCAAUUGCCGUCAGUAACUCUAGAAACAAACGAAUCAGCUCUCGAACGAUUAUCGCAACAACUGUUAGUGGUUUGGUCAAGCCGAACAGCAAUUCAACGAACAAGCUUGGAUCAGCAUCUCUUCGUAACAAAACUACUACUGGCAGCCGUUACCACGACAAUUCAGAAUGAUUCUCGUUGGUCGAACGGCUCCAGUGACACGUAUCGUCGGUUGCUGUUCGAUGGAUUGAAGGCUCAUCUAGAAUCACCGAUUAAGGAGGUUCGCUGCAUCGGUAUGAUAACGGUUGAGAUUAUUAUGUGGUUGAUCGAUGAAAAGCGGGACCAAUUCAACAACCCUGACAGUGAAAAAGAGGAUGAAAAUCGGUUGCGGUUUGAUUAUGAAGGGUUUGAUGCAGACACGCUCACCUUGAUCGAAAAUUUGAAGAAUAUUGUUCACCGGCAAAGUUCCUUAGAUCAAGAGCGAAAAGAGCGACAUCAGGACGAAGAAAUAAUCAUGCAAGCUGUUAAAGAGUUGAUUCAAGAUGUUUCACCGGAAAACGGUGACAUGCAAGGACAACUUAACAAACAACCGUCGUCACUAGAAACGAGCUUUAUUAAUAUUUCGGCGGUAGACGAUAGCGACGAUGAGGAAGAACACGACAAUCGACAGUCACUGGAUUCCGAUGAUGAUGACGAUCUUCCAGUCUACGACAUGUCCAACGACACUAAGCUCGACCACGAACGAUUUCGUCCCAAGUAUCUGCUAGAUUUGCGUGAUGCUCUCAUCGAUACGGAUGCAACCAAAAGUCCGGAACGGUUCGAGCUCGCCGUUGAAUGUGCACCCGAACUGAUCGCCCAACAGUUGCCUAGUAAUGACGCGAAACUUGCACUUGAUUUGUUGCAAAUUUUCCUUUCGCUAGAGGCAAAAACGCACAUGCCAAAAUUUAGUGAUCGAAAGUUUAAUGCGCUAGUUGAAAUAUGUGUCGCAUUUCCAAAAGAAUGUGCCACAUUUCUUUGCCAACAGUUUCAUGCCGAGGUUAGCCGUUACGCGAUAAAUAGUCGCAUAUUCAUGCUGGAUGUAAUGACCGAGGUAGCUAAGGUGCUCUCGAACCACCGUAAUGUGGACGAUUCUUCAAACGAGCGAGCAAUGGACACCAAAUCGAUCACACCAUCGGCAAGCAACAAAAACCAACUACUGCUAAUGUUUCGUGACGAAGCAGAACAAAGGGCACGUCGAGAAGAAGCCGAACGGAUCGUACGUGAGCGAAUCGAGCGCAAAACGAGACGUUUUCGAUCAGCCUAUGCAAAGAUUCGCGAAAAGGCAGAAAAGGGCACGAUCAAUCGGUAUGGUGAAGUGGCCGGUUGGUUUUUCUUUCCUCUGAUACGUGGUUUCGGAGGGAACAAGUUUAUCUUCACGGCUGGCCUUAAAUUUCCCUAUGAUGCGGAAAAUCUGCUACUUGUCACCUUCCUGCAGGCACUAUCGGUGCUUAUGGUAUGUGCCGAACAUUGUCCCAUUGCUGGACGCAUGGCGAGGGAGCUGUUUACGCUCGCGAAGCUGCUUCGCUACAGCGAGGAACCGAAGGUGCGACUUUCGGUGAUGCAACUAUUGGCGGCCAUCUUUUUAGCGAUCCGGGCGGAUCUGCUGCAAGUACAAUUCUACGAGGAGCUGGUAGAACUCAAAGAUUGGCUCGAGGAGUGCACACAGAGCGAUGUUGUACGGCGGGGUGAAACUAACGAGGAAUGUCGUGAGCUAGCACGCCAUCUACUUGCCAUGUGCUACAGUGCACUGGUAGAAGAAAGUGCCUAA